Molecule: messenger RNA, 483 nt
Organism: Miniopterus natalensis
Lineage: Eukaryota; Metazoa; Chordata; Mammalia; Chiroptera; Miniopteridae
Product: ethylmalonyl-CoA decarboxylase-like
Source: RefSeq, a predicted model, not a curated record
AUGGGGCAAGAGGAGGCCGAGGGAGUGCGCGAUUCUCAGGGACCUCUGGAACUGGCAGCAAGUCUUUUGAAGACAUCGUCUAUGUCUGUAAGGACAAAAUUGCUACAUCGAAUACAUCUCAUGGCUUCCAUGAGGAAGAAGAAGAAAAAAAAAACAAAACUUCAGCAGUUUCCUGGUGGAUCUGUUGACCUUCAGGAGGAAGACAACGGCAUUGGCGUUCUUACUCUGAACAGUCCAAGGAAAAGGAGUGCCUUCUCAGGUGUUAUGAUGCUACGACUUUUGGAAAAAGGGAUUGAAUUGGAAAAUUGGACAGAGGGGAAAGGUCUCAUUGUUCGUGGGGCAAAAAAUACAUUCUCCUCAGAAUCUGAUCUGAAUGCUGUAGAAGCCCUAGGAACUCCAGAGGAUGGGACUUCCUUUAAUAAGUGUUGCUCUGCUUCAAGGCUGGGCAUUGGGUGGAGGAGCAGAAUUUAUUACAGCAUGUGA